CAACAAAGGAUACAAUGACUUCACUAUCUCAUCGAAGUUUCAGUCCAAACUUUCUUCCUUCUUCGCCCCCCAAAAAAAAACAAUUAAAACCAAUAACAAGAACUCCAUUGAACAAUCAAUCCUUCAAAGAACAGAAAUGGCGAGAAGAAUUCCCAUAUGGGUCCUCCUAAUUUCAGUCACAUUCAUGAUCAUCUCGUCAACUUCAGAAGAAUCACCAGAAGUAACCCAAUCCCUCGUCAGGUUCAUGGAAACCCUGUCGGAAAGAAACCCCCCGCCGAUCCAAAACUGGGGCUGGAGCCCCGGAUCCGACCCGUGCACCUGGACGGGCGUCUUCUGCCAUCCGGAAACACGAUCCGUCACCGGAAUCAUCCUCAACGGCUACAAUUUCUCCGGCCGAUUCGACCCAACCUCGCUCUGCCACCUGGCGCCGCCGCCGUCUCUCUACGUCCUCGAUCUGAGAAACAAUGGGAUCUUCGGCCUGCUGCCGCCUGAGAUUGGAGAAUGUAGAUCCCUGACGGAUUUGUACCUCGCCGGGAACCGGUUCACGGGCCGAGUCCCGAGUUCGAUUAACAUGUUGGGGAACCUGGGUCGGGUCGAUAUUUCGGGUAAUUCUUUCGCCGGCAGGAUUCCGACAGAGCUGACGUGGAUUUCGGGCUUGGUGUCGUUCAAGGCACAGAACAAUCGGUUUACCGGGGAAAUCCCGGUUUUCGAUGUGAACAAGCUGUUGGAAUUCGAUGUGUCGAACAACGAUUUCGUUGGGAGAAUUCCUGAUGCGUACGGCGGGUUUCCUGAAUCUUGCUUUCAGGGUAAUGCUGGAUUGUGCGGACAUCCCCUGCCAAUUGCUUGUCCGCCGGCGCCGGCGUAGAGUCCGAGUUACUGGUGAUAUUGGGCCGUGUUCGGUCAGCCCAGCCCGGUGAAUACCAGGCCCAAGUUGUGUCUACUUCAGCUGAAGCCCAUUCGGCAGUCCAAAGUCCCAUCGCCUUCUAUACUUGAAAUCGGUUCUUGUGUUAUUGGCUUCUCAGUUCAAAAACUAGUUCACAGUGUGAGAUACUUGAGAAAUAACCUUUCUUUGAUGACAUUUACAGUUGAAGUAAUUCAGUAAGUCUAAUCCAAUUAACAUUUUUUUUAUGUAUUUACAAUUGAUGUAAGAGUAAUCCAAUAAACAAGAUUUCUAUCC
Molecule: messenger RNA, 1177 nt
Organism: Linum trigynum
Lineage: Eukaryota; Viridiplantae; Streptophyta; Magnoliopsida; Malpighiales; Linaceae
Source: the annotation of a GenBank genome assembly